Styela clava is the source of this 1484-nucleotide messenger RNA. RefSeq names its product ras-related C3 botulinum toxin substrate 1-like. Gene Ontology annotation, molecular function: GTP binding; GTPase activity. The record is from RefSeq and is a predicted model, not a curated record. Lineage: Eukaryota; Metazoa; Chordata; Ascidiacea; Stolidobranchia; Styelidae. Gene Ontology annotation, biological process: small GTPase-mediated signal transduction.
GAACCGCAGACUAGCUUGCCUACUCACAGAUGGACUUUGAAAAUUUAUUUUAUGUUGACAUAAAAGAGGUAUAUUAUGCAAAUCAUAUGAAAUUGAAAGUAUCCCAAAGAAUUUAUAGGACAAUAAAAAAAUAAUUACGAAAUGCAGGCGAUUAAAUGUGUCGUUGUUGGCGACGGAGCAGUCGGAAAGACCUGUCUACUUAUCAGUUAUACUACAAAUGCUUUCCCGGGUGAAUAUAUUCCAACCGUAUUUGACAAUUACUCAGCAAAUGUUAUGGUGGAUGGGCGGCCAGUAAAUCUAGGAUUGUGGGAUACAGCAGGCCAAGAAGAUUAUGACAGACUUCGACCACUGUCCUAUCCCCAAACUGAUGUUUUUGUUUUAUGUUUCUCUCUCGUGUCGCCGUCAUCAUUUGAGAAUAUUCGUGCCAAAUGGUAUCCAGAAGUGUCUCACCACUGUCCAAAUACUCCUCUCAUACUAGUAGGAACAAAACUUGAUCUCAGAGAUGAUGAGGAAACGAUACUCAAACUUAAAGAGAAACGAACAGCUCCGAUUACAUAUCAACAAGCUCUUACUAUGGCGAAGGAAAUUCGUGCAGUAAAAUAUUUAGAGUGUUCUGCUCUUACGCAAAAAGGCCUGAAAGCAGUUUUUGACGAAGCUAUCAGAGCCGUUUUGUGUCCUGCGACGUCAAGUAAAAAGGGGAAGAAAAAUUGUCAUGUUUUAUAAUUAUUUGUGAACCUGAUUUAUUCGUAUUUCACGCGAUUGCCUGUUAAGUCCGAUUCAUUUUGACUCUUGACUAUUUUGACUCUUUUUUUUUCUCCGCAUUUUUUGUUUGAAAUGCUCGCGAGAAUAAACAUUAUUGCACAUUAGUUUUGAUACGGAAUUCGAAAAGUUUCGUAAAACCUUAUUUCGAUUUCGAUAUCAAAAUUCUAAUUAUCUAUAUUCUAUAACAUUAUCAGAAAACUAAAAAAUGUCCUAUUGUGGGUACAAAGCUACGAGAAUUGAAUACUUGUUUAGUAGAAUGUUUGCAUUUAUUUACUCUAAAAUUAUAUAUUUGUUUACAUUUUGAAUUUAAAAUUGUUAUUUAAUUGGAAUUCUAUGUCACUUAUUUUAUAUACUUACGGCAGCAAUGAGAAUGCAAAAACGAUGGCCAACGUGCUGUUUAUGACAUAAAUCUAUAACAGAAAGGUAUUUUACUCAUAACCAAUCAGCUAUUGCUGUUUUCGGAAAUUCAGUGCAAAAAAAAUUGAUGUUCCCCAGAUAUUUUAUAACACUGUAAACGACAUAUUCCAAAAUGUACUGGCAUUUAUUUUUAAUUUAUAUUUUUCUUAGUUGAAACGUUUUUCUUUGUCGACCAUUUUUCUUAUCCCGAUCGGCAUAACUGAACAUCCGCGACAAAAUAUAAAUGUUAUUUGCAAACCGCCGAUGUCACAUUUUGAUUUGAUUUUCCGAAUUUAAAUAUCUAAUUAAAAUAACAUUAAAUCUUU